Eruca vesicaria subsp. sativa (arugula) is the source of this 959-nucleotide messenger RNA. The record is from the annotation of a GenBank genome assembly. Lineage: Eukaryota; Viridiplantae; Streptophyta; Magnoliopsida; Brassicales; Brassicaceae.
AAUAUAUCUAGCACAUUCUCUUCUCUUCUCUUAUAUCUUCCAUUCUCUCACACCAUUGAUUUAAGUCAUCAUCUUCUUGAACAAGAAGUAGUCUGAGCCAAAACUAGAAUCAGCGAAUGGACGGAACAACUUUUAAGCGUCAUUCGUCGCUUUCGACACUUGUAGCUCAUUUCUUUGGCAUCUUAGCCGUUAUUCUAAUGCUCGUGUGGCUUCUCCAUUACCGUGAAGGCAUCGAGUAUGGCUCCGACAAUCCCCUUAAGGUUUUAAAUGUGCAUCCAUUUCUCAUGUACUGUGGAUUUCUCUUCCUCGUGGGCCAAGCGAUGAUGACGUACAAAACGGCUUAUGCCUCGCAUCAAGUACAGAAAAUGGUUCACGGUGGGCUUCACUUAAUAGGAUUAGUUCUAGGUAUUGUCGGAAUCUGCGCCGCCUUUAGGUUCCACGACAAAUUAAACCUUAAAGACAUGGUCUCUCUUCACUCCUGGAUCGGUCUCACCACUUUCAUCCUCCUCGGCCUCCAGUGGCUACUCGGCGCGUUUACAUUCCUUGCGCCACAAUCUUCAUCCGGGACAAGAACGAGGAUGAUGCCGUGGCACGUCUUAGGUGGUCGGGCUCUACUUUAUAUGGGUAUUGUCGCAGCACUUACCGGACUCAUGCAGAGAGCCACGAUGCUUGGUCAGAGCACAAACGCUGAGUCACGACUCAUUAACUUCACUGGCUUAGCUAUUCUACUCUUUGGCGUUUCCGUCGACUUCUCCGUCGCUCUUGGCCGUUAUGCUUGAUGGAUUCCUAUAUUAACUAGUCUACCGUUAAAUUAAUCUUUCUUUGUUGUAUCAGUUAAUGAAUUAUUGUUUGUUUGUUUUGGUGUGUAAAUGUGAUUGGUGUGAUAUCUAAAUGGGUCCUGAGAGUGAUUAUGAAAUGAUAUUUGAUUCUUAAUUUUACUUUGGAUUUUUUUAUUUGUU